This is a messenger RNA of Suncus etruscus (white-toothed pygmy shrew), 1099 nucleotides long. It is a transcript of the gene EEF2KMT, whose product is annotated as eukaryotic elongation factor 2 lysine methyltransferase. The transcript has 8 exons. The record is from RefSeq and is a predicted model, not a curated record. NCBI's taxonomy places the organism in Eukaryota, Metazoa, Chordata, Mammalia, Eulipotyphla, Soricidae. The coding region runs from base 1 to 1089 and encodes 362 amino acids.
AUGGCGCCGGAGGAGGAUGCAGAGACCCAGACCCUGCUACAGAGUUUCGAGCGCCGCUUCCUGGCCGCCCGCGCGCUGCGCUCCUUCCCUUGGCAGGUUCUAGAAGAGAAGUUAAAGGGGCCAACAGGUUCUGAGGUGCUGCUGGGCAUUUUGCAAAAGACCGUGAGGCACCCCAUGUGCAUGAAGCACCCACCUUCGGUGAAGUACAGGCGGAGCUUCCUGUCUGAGCUCAUCCGCAGGCAUGAAGCCACACAAUCGGAACCCCUGGACAAGCUGUAUGAGGCACUAGCGGGAGUCCUGACUGCCCAGGAAGGCCCAUCGCACCACCGGACCUACCUACUGCCCUCAGGGGACUCGGUUACACUCGUGGAGAACCCGGCCAUCGUGUCCCACGGUACCACAGGCCUGGUCACCUGGACCGCUGCCCUUUACCUCGCCGAGUGGGCCCUGCAGAACCCAGACACCUUCGCACACAGGUCGGUGCUGGAGCUGGGCAGUGGAGCUGGCCUCACCGGCCUUGCCAUCUGCAAGGGCUGCCAGCCCAGUGCCUUCGUCUUCAGCGAUGGCCACCACCACGUCCUCCAGCAGCUCCGGGCCAAUGUCCUGCUCAAUGGCCUCGUACCAGAGACUGACCUGGCCAGCCCCCACCCCCAUGACACCAAGCAGCCCCGUGUGGCAGUGGCGCAACUGGACUGGGACGUGGUGACGGGCCCUCAGCUCGCUGCUUUCCAGUCAGACAUUGUCCUUGCUGCAGAUGUGCUGUACUGCCCAGAGACCACGCACUCCCUGGCCAGGGCCCUGCAGCGGCUAGCUGAGUGUUGGGGACACCAGGAGGCUCCUGUUGCCUAUGUGGCCUUUACUGCACGCAACCCAGAAACUUGCCAGCUGUUCGUCGAGGAGUUGGGCCUGGCUGGGAUCCCAUGGGAAAAGGUGCCUCAGCACAGCCAGAGUCUGUUUCCCUAUGAGGAAGAGCAGGUGGAGACUGCGAUCCUGAAGCUGACGCUUAGAGUCCCCAGCAAUGCAGGAGACCACCCAGCCCAGGAUGUAAUCUCCCUGGAGACACACGGGGAACCCCAAACGUUCAAAUAAAGUCUGUGUU